UAUGUCGUCAAUGUCUGACUUCCCCCCCAAGUCCGAGUCACAUUUGACAUGAUUUCUAGGUAGCCUUGCUCGGUGAAGUUCAUCCAGACUGGAGCAUACAAAAAAAAAAAAAAAAAUGCAAAUACUCAACCUUUGAAUGUCGUCGCCAUUACAGGGUAUACAGCCAGCCAGAGUAAACGCACGGAACAAUGGUGAAGUAUUUCUGCUGCACAGGUUUGCUCAAAAGCACCUGGGACCAAGUGUGUGUUGCUUUCUGGCAACGAUAUCCCAACCCUUACAGUAACCACGUUUUGACCGAGGACAUCAUUUUCCGAGAGGUCACUCCAACCAACUGCCUCAUUUCCAGACGUCUGUUGACCAAAACUAGCCGAUCGCCUCGCUGGAUGGAGCGGUACCUUCCAAAACAGAUGGCCAGCUCAGCGUACAUCAUCGAGGACUCUAUUGUGGACCCUCAGAAAAGGACCAUGACCACACUAACAUGGAACAUCAGCCACGCUCGCCUCAUGUCCGUGGAAGAGCGGUGCAAGUACGGAAUUAACCCCGAGAAUGGCAGCUGGACGGAGAUAAAAAGAGAAGCUUGGAUCUCCUCCAGUGUCUACGGGCUUAAUAGAGCUAUUCAGGAGUUUGGUCUUGCAAGAUUCAAGACCAGCGUUACAAAGACCAUGAAAGGCUUUGAGUAUGUGCUGGCCAAAAUGCAAGGUGAAAGUCCGUCAAGAACUUUAGCAGAAACUGCUACAGAACGAGCGAGAGAGACAGCACUGGCAGCUAAGGAGAAAGCCAAAGACCUCGCCUCGCAGGCCCAGAAGAAACAAUAUGUGUGAGCCACAUAGAUCAUCGUUUCUUUUGCUACUGAUACCGGGACAGAUUUAUCUUUACCCCUCCUCCCUUCCCUCGCCCCCCUCCUCAUGGUUCAGUCAGGGUCAUGGGUAGACACCUCUGUGAGGGAACGUCCAACUGAAAUGGUGGGUGGACCAUAAAAGGCCUGAGCUGGGUUUCAAGAGCCUGUUCCAGCCUUCCUGUUUGCAUCACGCUGAAUAUAUAUCAUACCUUUUUGAUACUUGGUAUUUACCACAGAUCUCAGAAAGGAGUGGCUGAACAUGGCUCUGGAUGCCAUAAAAUCAUAAUGGCACUCGAUAAUGUUCCCCAAACCUUUGGUCAACCUCUGUGCCCAUCGUCAACGUUUGUUUUUUACUCUGUUCCUUUUGAGUAUGUCGUGUCAUUUUACAAUAGCUCUGUAUUUAUAGCUUCUUCUCUGGAAGCUACGAUUACUACGCGGAAUAUAUGAUUAAUUCAUGUGUUUGAUUGACAUCAGUUCUGUUUUGUUGCUAUGUUAUCUUUUUGUUCAGUUCACCCAGCCACACCUUAAUCAUCCUAACAAGACUGAUUGCUUCAAGUUGAAGUUCAUUGUUGGCACCUAGCGCUGUGGUUGCAAUGGACAUCAGUGGUCUUUACCCACAUUUCUGAAAUGUGCGUGACACCUUGUAUUGUACAUUCAGCUUCAGUCUAAUGAUACAACCCAUGCAGCAAUGUGCUCUUACUGUAUCAAUCGAAUAUCAGCUUGUCAAUAAAUGGACAGCUUCUUUGUAACCAUCA
Messenger RNA from Larimichthys crocea (large yellow croaker), 1593 nucleotides. It is a transcript of the gene prelid1a, whose product is annotated as PRELI domain containing 1a. The record is from RefSeq and is a predicted model, not a curated record. The transcript has 6 exons. Gene Ontology annotation, cellular component: mitochondrial intermembrane space. NCBI's taxonomy places the organism in Eukaryota, Metazoa, Chordata, Actinopteri, Sciaenidae. The coding region runs from base 189 to 821 and encodes 210 amino acids.